Hyla sarda is the source of this 1353-nucleotide messenger RNA. It is a transcript of the gene CAAP1, whose product is annotated as caspase activity and apoptosis inhibitor 1. The transcript is spliced from 6 exons. NCBI's taxonomy places the organism in Eukaryota, Metazoa, Chordata, Amphibia, Anura, Hylidae. The record is from RefSeq and is a predicted model, not a curated record. Bases 59 to 910 code for a protein of 283 amino acids.
UUCCCCAGAGACCCAGCUGGUUAUCAUUGUCAGCCGUGUAUCACUGAUCUCUGCAGCCAUGACCGGGGGAAAGAAAAGCUCCAAAGAGAAAAAGAAGAGAAGACGGUCAGCCUCCUGUGAAACCGCUCCUCAGGAAGCUGAAUCGUCUACUCUGUUUACUGGCACAAAAGAUGAUGAUGUUGAAGAGCUGAGUGAUAUAGAAGAGGGAGGACUAGACCUAAAUGUGCCCCUUAAUCCUAUAAGCUUUUACGUCUCUGACAGGAAAGAGAUGCUUGAGCACUGCUUCCGGGUACUUGGGGAUAAGAAACUGAAGAGAAUGCUUCCUGAUAUGCUAAAGGACAUAUCUCUUGAUGAGAUCAAGCAACUUUGUCUUGAGCAAGUGGAAAUGGAAACAGAUGAGAGCUUGCUACGGAUCCUUCAGGGAGAUCAUGGAGUAGAUUCUAACACAGAGGAAGAAAAUGAAGCACAGAACAUAAAGUCCAGAACAGGACUGAGCAGUCAAAAUGAUAGUACAGAAACAACUUCUUCCUUAAAGGCUAACCUGGAAUUCGAAGAGACAGAUGGAAAAACCGGUAAGGGGGAGGAUUUUGAUGCCCUUAGCAUUAAUGCCGAUACAUAUGACAGCGACAUAGAAGGGGCAAGCUGUGAAGAACGCAUCCAGGAGACACCUGUUACAACUGGUAUUAAGACUACAGGACAACCUGAUGACCUUGUGAUGGACAUUGAGAAAAGUGUGAAUGAGAUUUUGGGGCUGGCUGAGCCAGUAGUAGAAGAAGUUCCCACAGUCCCUGUUGAUGUGCUCCCUGAGGACAUUCAGCCCUCAGCUCAGCAGCUUGAAAUAUUGGAGUUAGAAAUGAGAGCUCGGGCAAUUAAAGCCUUGAUGAAGGCCGGUGAUGUCAAGAAGACUUAACCAUGGUUGUUUUAUUACAAAUAAAAAAAUAAAAAAUAAACUAAUUUAAUACUUCUAUCAUUCUCAGGCUAUGUUAAAGAAGAGUUUUUUUAAUGCAGAUUUUGUAGUAUUCCAACCCAAAAGCCGCAUGGAACCUGCCUGCAUCUGAUUGAUUUAAAGUAAAACUGACAGGCUGUUCACCUGCACUAAAGCCAAUAUACUGCGUAUACUUACAUUAGUAGCUGUAGUACUUGAAGACUUAUGUUCCUUUACUCUUAAGUCCCUAUUGUGUUGCUGUGCACAAUGGACCAGCAGUGCAAUAGGAAUAGAAGAAUAUAAUACCUACACUCCUCCUCGGAAACAAUAUCUCAUCAAAUAUAUAGCACCUGGCAAAAAAAAAACAGCUAACCAUAUAUAAUGUACAAUUGUCACCUCAAAAAUGACACAAUAUCUCAUACAAAUUU